AUGGCCCCAACAUCUGAAAGCUAACAUAAGACAUAUUCCACUUGGCAAAACGUUAUCUUUUGUCCAAACGAAACGAAACGAAACUGAACCAGUAGAAACUCCUCAACCUGUUUUGCGAACGCAAGCAGAACUCGCGUGCUAGAAGGAAUUGAGACUUCUCAAAAUGAGGUCAAUAUCUCAACUUCAAUCUGCGCGGUUUCAUCUGCAUUAUUCCCAGCCAAAACGCAGAAAUCAGCUUGAAAAAGCUCCAAAACUGUUGCCAUUCCUAUCAAGCAAUGAUAAACCUGUGAAGCAACAGUUUCGCCGUUCACAAGGCCGGACCAAGGCCAUCCGCAGUAGUAGUACUUCUCACCUUAUUCUCAGUCUCACUUCCCCGGCGGCGGCCAAGUCCCCCGACAUAUCGACAUUGAUUCAGAUAAGUGCAAUACUUCUGGUUUUAUACUUCCUAUCGAAUUUCGUUGUGCCGGAUCUUCUCUCCAAAUAUUUCGAAUUUGAUAAGGCGGAUGAGAAUCAGAAGGGAAGGGAUGAUAGUGAUGUUGAAAGAUGAGAAAAGAGCAAGAGGAUUAGGCGUUCAAAGGAGCUCUCUCCACCAAAGAAAAGGGAUUCUACGGCAACAAAUUUGAAUAUGGCAGUGUGGCUAAACUGCUUGGUGGAGCUUUUUAUGUUGGUAAUUGGAAAAAGAUGAAAGAAGGGCCAUUUAAUUAGGAGAAUCUGAAUGAUUUUGUUUUGAGUAUGGAAUUGAUAAACGCAAUUUUUUUUU
Messenger RNA from Morus notabilis, 760 nucleotides. RefSeq lists its product as uncharacterized. The record is from RefSeq and is a predicted model, not a curated record. The transcript has 2 exons. Bases 164 to 547 code for a protein of 127 amino acids. Lineage: Eukaryota; Viridiplantae; Streptophyta; Magnoliopsida; Rosales; Moraceae.